Cimex lectularius (bed bug) is the source of this 718-nucleotide messenger RNA. RefSeq names its product short coiled-coil protein B. The transcript has 4 exons. Gene Ontology annotation, cellular component: trans-Golgi network. Lineage: Eukaryota; Metazoa; Arthropoda; Insecta; Hemiptera; Cimicidae. The record is from RefSeq and is a predicted model, not a curated record. The coding region runs from base 289 to 708 and encodes 139 amino acids.
CGACCUCGAGACGAAACAGCAAAUUCUAUUUUUCACACAAGAUAAAAUAAAUUUAAAAAAAAUUCAAACAUCAAAAAUUAAAAUAUCCAACAGCAAAAAUAUAUUCAAAAAAUGAAAUACUCUCCCCGGAAAUUCUACAUCAAAUCAGCUGAUUGCGUUAUCCAAAUCGUGAAGGUUAAUUUUUAAAAGGGGAUAAAAUUUUUUUUAACUGUAACUUAGAAAUACAAAUAAAAUGUUGUGAUCGAAUUGGACAAUUUGUCGAAAGUAGUUUUUACAAUUUAGUCAACGAUGAACGAUAUCAAAAUGCAAGACGAUAUUAACAACAUCCCUCUCGCCGAUGACGACCCCCAAGUGAUUAUCCAAGAUGAGGGUGACGUAACCGAGAUGUCGCAGGCUUCAGACCCGAUGGUGCAUGGCCGUAGCAUGGAUUCAAUCCCUUCAACUUUUACAAAUGGAAGCAGUAGCCCUGGACCUAAUAGCCUAGAUCCUGACAUAAGCCCAGAUGAGCAAGAAGAGAAGGCAAGGCUGAUUUCACAAGUCCUUGAGCUUCAAAACACUUUAGACGAUUUAUCUCAAAGAGUCGACAGUGUCAAGGAGGAGAAUUUAAAGCUAAGGUCGGAGAAUCAGGUCUUGGGGCAGUAUAUUCAAAAUCUGAUGUCAGCUUCUAGUGUUUUCCAGUCAACUUCACCAAAGAUGAAAAAUAAGUGAUCGCUUUGAA